UUUUUUUGGUAGCUUAGCAGGACUCGUUCUUUUUUAUGAGCUAAAGAUUGUGUAGAUGCCAGACUGUGGAGCGGGUUGAAACGAUAACAGGGUUCACCUUACGGCCUACAUAAUUCUACAAACAAUUUCACUGUUUGCAGGCUACAGUAUGAAUGUGGCCAUGAACAAGACAUCAGUGUGUUCCACUUCGACUAGGAAGUGGAAUACACUUCCUUCAUUAAAAACCCGUUUGUAAAAGAUCGAGUUUUGUCGUGUGUGAGCAGAGUGAGUGAGCUGACAAUGUGACAAUUAACAGACUUUUCUUCAAUGACUGAGUAUGUUACUAAAUUCAGACAGUUCCUGACCGUAUAACUCACUGAUUAAAACUCACGGACACGGCAGCGGUAUCUAAGCUUAACUAAAGGUCCCCUACGCGAAAUGCUUUCAUUCUAUGUAGCCUACAUGCGAGCUCCACUCGAAAAUGAAAGUGAUGACUAUUACACUGUAAAGGAGGAGUAGCUAUGUGUUAAAAACAAUUUCAUACCACCCAUUACGAGGGCGUGAAAACGAAGACAAACGCUUUGUCACUUCUACGUAGGUCUGAGAAAGAGAUAAUGUCUCUCAAACGAGAAAUAGACAGUCCUAUCAUAGACUUUCCACCUGAGAAGAGAGUCAAGUCUGUGGGAGUACAAAAAAGCCCCAGAGAAGAAUGUCUUGCAUUCCCAAGUGUCAAGCAGGAGAUUGUAGAGUCUCCUGAUCCCAGGUGUAUGUCCACCAAGAGCAACAUAUCAAUGGAUAAAUCAUUUCACAAAGGAGAAAACCUUCCCUCCAUUAAGGGUAUUAAACAGGAAGGAAAAGACAAUCCUAUGUCCAGUGGGAGAUCUGUGACAAGUGACAAAUCAAAGGGCACACCACUAGACUCAAGAGCAAGAGGCACUCUUCCGGGAACAAGUGCUCAGGCUUACACAGAGCCCAAGGAUAUGGUCUGUGAUUUCUGUCUGAACCAGAAGGUCAAUGCAGUGAAAACCUGUCUCACCUGUAGCUGCUCCUACUGUGAGGUCCAUGUCAGGCACCACUAUACAAUUCCAGCACUGCAGAAGCAUGUCCUGGCUGAGGUGUCUGGGGAUAGAGGUCACAUGCACCAGGACCAGAGAGGUCACAUGAAUCGGGACCAGAGAGGUCACAUGGACAAGGACCAGAGAGGUCACAUGGGAACAGCUGGUACACCACGGACUAGCAGAGUGGUCAGCACAUACACUAGUGAAACUGUGAGAUUAUCACAAAAAUACCCUAAGAAGAAGAAGUCAGGUUUGAGUGAGCUGGAGAUGAUACAAAAUCGAAUCAAAAAGUUGGAAAAGAAGAACCGUAAGCUGAAAAACAUCUCAAAGAUUAAGUCAAACCUGGAAAAAGAGGUCAUUCAACUCAAACUUGAAAAAGAUGCGCUCAAAAAAGAGAAUACUAAACUGAAACAGGAGGCCAGUUUUGGGAGUUUGCUGAGGAACAUAAAUAUGUCUAUCCAGGAAUGUACUGGACGGGCUUGCUUGCAGAAAGAAAGAGGGAGUAGAACAAAUCCGAGGGAUGUGGAUGAUUAUUCUCGAUCUGGUGAUGGAGAAGGGUCCGAAGAGGAUGAUUCUCAAUCAGAGGAUGGAAGAGAAGGAUUUGAAGAGGAAUAUUCAAGAUCAGAGGAUUUAGAGGCAUCACAGGAUGAGUCAGAAGAGGGAUAUUUGAAUGAAGAGGAGAAUGAUUAUGGUGAUGAGGAUGAGGAUGAUGAUGAUGGAGGAUCGGACGAAGAGGCAUCACAGGGUCAAAAUGAUUGUGAUGAUGAUGAUGAUGACAACGACGACAGUGGAUCGGACUAUGAGGAUGAUGAUUAUGACUUAUACUGACUUCUUGAAGAUAAAAGAUUGGUAAGCAGGUGGUAGAGGAGUGGUAGAUGAGAGGAUGAUGAUCAUCAUCAUCCUCUGCAUUGACGGAUCCAAGGAGUGUCAAGGUGACAAAGGAGACUUGGCACCCAUAAUUUGUUACAAUAUAGUACAUUUAAUUCAAUAAUAUUAAUUUGAUUAUUAAGUGACAUUCUGCCAUUCUAAAUGGCCUUAAUUAAUAAAAAAAUGCAAUUAAUUUCUUCAUAUAUAUAACAUCUAUGUGAUUUAAUGAGUUUCAAAAUGUAAUGUAUACUACUGCAUGUAUUCUACAUACUGUUCUAUUUCAGAAUUACUUUAUCAAAGGCUACUGUUUUUUUCUUGUCCAAAAAAAUUAAAUAAUUGACAAAUGAACGACAUCCAGGCAAUCA
Messenger RNA from Osmerus eperlanus (European smelt), 2269 nucleotides. RefSeq names its product probable RNA polymerase II nuclear localization protein SLC7A6OS. The transcript is spliced from 7 exons. The coding region runs from base 594 to 1865 and encodes 423 amino acids. Lineage: Eukaryota; Metazoa; Chordata; Actinopteri; Osmeriformes; Osmeridae. The record is from RefSeq and is a predicted model, not a curated record.